Messenger RNA from Pezoporus occidentalis (night parrot), 1552 nucleotides. RefSeq names its product tachykinin receptor 2 (gene TACR2). Bases 596 to 1552 code for a protein of 318 amino acids. Lineage: Eukaryota; Metazoa; Chordata; Aves; Psittaciformes; Psittacidae. The transcript has 4 exons. Gene Ontology annotation, cellular component: sperm midpiece; plasma membrane. Gene Ontology annotation, molecular function: substance K receptor activity. The record is from RefSeq and is a predicted model, not a curated record. Gene Ontology annotation, biological process: positive regulation of flagellated sperm motility; G protein-coupled receptor signaling pathway.
GGGGGGGGGAGGAGAGGGAAGCUUUAAGUACCAUUUUGCCAUGUUUCAUUUGAUGUCAAAUCAGUUGUUUAGUUUUAGCCUGCAAGAGACUCCACCUCCUUUCAAAAGUCCCCUUAAACCCUGCAGAGAAUUUAUCCCAGCACAGCUCCUGCCUCACCCGUAACAGAUCAGCAAAGAAAACCAAAUGUCCUCCGUCCCGCUGAAGAGGAUCAAAUACCUGGUGCCUUGGAAAACCACUGCUCUCAAAAAGAAGGAUUUCCACUUGGAUUGAAGUUUUUUCUGGCUUGAUACUUCCUUUUACAUUUUCUUGGCCCUACAAAUAAUCUAAAGGAAAAGAGCUGUUCUUUAGUUUUUGCUCUUCAAGCAUAGGUUAAAAUGCCAGGCAAGGAAGAGUCCCUCGGUACCACUCAUCUCCUGAAACUACAUUGCAUCAUUUGGAAAACAGGACGAGAGGACAUGAGACAUCUCAUCCCAAUGUCUUUUUAACGGCACUUAGGUCAUAUGCAUGGGGGUUCAUAAUACCAGCGUCUACUGCAAGAAAAUGAGCAGAUGCCGGAAGAUUUCAUUUUAUGCUUAGCUGAAGAAAAAAAAAAACAUGAGCACAUUUUCCAUUUUAAAUGCUAGCAACAUGUCACAAGCUGACUCCCUUGAGGACAGCAGCAAUUGGACAGCAGUAACCCAGUUUACCCAGCCAGGCUGGCGAAUUGCUUUGUGGGCUAUCACCUAUUCCUUCAUUGUCAUCACAUCCAUCGUUGGCAACAUCACCAUCAUCUGGAUUAUUCUUGCACACAGGAGAAUGAGGACCGCUACCAAUUACUUUAUCGUUAAUUUGGCUCUUUCGGAUUUGCUGAUGUCCACUUUCAAUACCAUCUUCAACUUUAUUUAUGCCAGUCACAACGUCUGGUAUUUUGGUGAGGAAUUCUGCAGGUUUCAGAACUGGUUUCCCAUCACCGCAAUGUUUGUGAGCAUUUAUUCCAUGACAGCCGUGGCUGCAGAGAGGUACGUGGCAAUAAUUCAUCCCUUCAAGCCCAGGCUCUCUGCAGGAAGCACCAGAGUCAUCAUAGGGAUAAUCUGGCUGGUGGCAUUUGGGCUUGCCUUCCCACAGUGCUUCUACGCUGAGAUCAUGAUGGACAAUGGAACGAUAAAAUGCAUCGUUGUCUGGCCUGAUGAUGUCGGCUCAAAACACCAGCUCACGUAUCACAUUGCAGUGAUUGUGCUGAUUUAUUUACUGCCUUUACUGGUGAUGUUUGUUGCGUACAGCAUUAUAGGAAUUACUCUGUGGAGCAGUGCAGUUCCAGGCAACCACCUUAACAGAGCCCGCUACGAACACCAAGUUAAUGCCAAAAAAAAGUUUGUGAAGACCAUGGUGGUAGUUGUGAUCAUUUUUGCUGUCUGCUGGCUGCCCUAUCACAUAUACUUCAUCCUGGGAAGCUUCAAGGAAGACAUCUACCAGCAGAAAUACAUUCAACAGGUUUAUCUUGCAGUCUUUCUCCUUGCCAUGAGUUCAACAAUGUACAACCCCAUCAUAUACUGCUGUCUUAACCAAAGGUGA